GCGGGGCGGGAGCCUCCGCCGGAAUCGCAGCGGGAGCAGGUGGAGCCGCAGCCGGAGCCCGCCGGCUGAGCUGAGAGGCGGCGGGCUGGGCCGGGGCCAUGGAGCUGCUCAAGCUGAACCGGAGUGUGCUGGGAUCGCCCACCGGACCCGGGCCCGGGGUCCCCCUAUGCCGCCCGGCGGGGUCACUCCUCAACAGCAGCGGGACUGGCAACCUCAGCUGUGAGUCUCCUCGUAUCCGCGGAGCUGGGACGCGAGAACUGGAGCUGGCCAUUAGGAUCACUCUUUAUGCAGUGAUCUUUCUGAUGAGUGUCGGAGGAAAUAUGCUCAUCAUCGUGGUCCUGGGACUGAGCCGCCGCCUGAGGACGGUCACCAACGCCUUCCUGCUCUCACUGGCAGUCAGCGACCUCCUGCUGGCUGUGGCCUGCAUGCCAUUCACACUACUGCCCAAUCUCAUGGGCACGUUCAUCUUUGGCACCGUUGUCUGCAAGGCAGUUUCCUACCUCAUGGGGGUGUCUGUGAGUGUGUCCACGCUAAGCCUGGUGGCCAUCGCCCUGGAACGGUACAGCGCCAUCUGCCGACCUCUGCAGGCGCGUGUAUGGCAGACACGCUCCCACGCGGCUCGCGUAAUUGUAGCCACGUGGAUACUGUCGGGUCUGCUCAUGGUGCCCUACCCAGUGUUCACCAGCGUGCAGCCGGCGGGGGCCCGUGUGUUGCAGUGCGUGCAUCGCUGGCCCAGUGCGCGGAUUCGACAAACGUGGUCUGUACUGCUGCUCCUGCUCUUGUUCUUCGUCCCGGGUGUGGUUAUGGCGGUGGCCUACGGGCUCAUCUCCCGUGAACUCUACUUAGGGCUUCGCUUUGACAGUGACAGUGACACUGAGAGCCAGAGCCGAGUAGGAAACCAAAGAGGACUGCCAGGUCCUGCACAUUCGAACGGGCGGUGCGUGUCAGAGACCGUGCUGGCUGGUGAGGACGGCGAUGGUUGCUACGUGCAGCUCCCGCGCUCUCGGCCUGCUCUGGAGCUGUCCGCGCUGACCACACCCACUCCUGGGCAGGGACCGGGGCAAGGGCCCAUCCAGGCCAAGCUGUUAGCUAAGAAGCGAGUGGUGCGGAUGUUGCUGGUGAUUGUUGUGCUGUUUUUCCUAUGCUGGUUGCCAGUGUAUAGCGCCAACACUUGGCGUGCUUUCGACGGUCCUGGUGCACAUCGUGCACUUUCGGGCGCACCCAUCUCCUUUAUCCACCUGCUGAGCUACGCCUCGGCCUGUGUCAACCCUCUGGUCUACUGUUUCAUGCACCGUCGCUUUCGCCAAGCCUGUCUCGACACGUGCGUCCGCUGCUGCCCUCGACCUCCACGAGCCCGCCCCAGGCCCCUUCCAGAGGAGGACCCUCCCACACCCUCCAUUGCUUCCCUGUCCAGGCUGAGCUACACCACCAUCAGCACUCUGGGGCCUGGCUGAGGAGUGGAGGAGGAGAAGGGGUUGAAGCAGGAUAGGCCAGUCCAAACACACAUACCCUGGAAACCUACACACUGAAACUGACCCACAGGACUGUCACCAGACAAGAUGGACUAACACCCUGCCCAGGAAAAGGUGGCUUGCUGGACACAAAGGAAACAAACAGGACCUGAACACAGGAGACAGCACACUCUGGAUAUGGGGCUGAGCCUGACACCUGGAAACCUGGCACUGACCUCGGACAUUCGUUUGGGUCCUGGCAAUGGAAGCUCUGAUGGGCCAACCUGCCUCACAUACACUUAGAGUAAAGGCACUGAUUUCCUGGAGGCUGGGAGCUCAGAUGGGGCUGCCUCCUGAGAGGCUGCAGCCUGUCCCCAGUGUGACCUCGAGGUGUCCUUCCCAAUCAGCACUGGAAACACCAACCUGCCUAAUCACACACCUCCUGACCAGCAGGCUGUUGGCACUGAAAAGUCCCUUUAUUCUUUUCCAGGUAAAUACUAUCAUCCUGCCCCCUCCCCUCUCAGACAACCUCUUCAAGAAAUAAUAAAUGACUUGGUUUCCU
Molecule: messenger RNA, 2013 nt
Organism: Condylura cristata (star-nosed mole)
Lineage: Eukaryota; Metazoa; Chordata; Mammalia; Eulipotyphla; Talpidae
Gene: CCKBR
Product: cholecystokinin B receptor
Exons: 5
Coding region: 99-1454 (451 amino acids)
Biological process (GO): phospholipase C-activating G protein-coupled receptor signaling pathway
Cellular component (GO): plasma membrane
Molecular function (GO): cholecystokinin receptor activity; gastrin receptor activity
Source: RefSeq, a predicted model, not a curated record